CAUUCAUCUCUGCAUUUGGGCGUUGGACUCCGCAUCUUACUAGCAACAAGGGACAUUUCUCCAUUUUGCAGCCUGUCUACAGCGACACGGCCACCGACCUGGGAUUUUAUUACUUCUAAUCACCUGUCAGCUUUUCCCCAGCUAUUUUGAAAAAUCCUCAUCAUUCUAUCGGGAUUUUGUUUUAAAUUUUAUCUGUGAACUUUUUCUUUGUACAGAGAGACAGAGACGGUGACAGCAACGAAGAGUUUUGCUUUUCAACAAAGAGACUUGUGGGUCUUUGUUCGUUUUUUGGAUCGGUUGAGUUUCUUUGUUGGAGCGAAAAGCAUGGGAGCGCAAUCGUCCAAGGCAGCUGGAAAGGCUGAAACCGUGGCUGAAAGGCCCGGAGAGGCUGCUGCUACACCCAGCAAGACCAACGGACAGGAAAACGGCUAUGUUAAAGCCAAUGGAGAUGCCUCUCCUGCAUCAGCCGAGAACAGCAAAGAGGAGGUGCAGGCCAAUGGUAGCGCCACAGCUGAGGAGGGCCCCAAGGAAGAGGCUGAGAAGACCGAGGCUGUCCCUGCUGAGAAGACUGAGGCUGCAGAUGGGGAGAAGGUAGAGGCAGCAUCUCCUGCUCCUGCUGAGGGAGAGGAAGGGAAGGCUGAGGACAGCGCAACACCCUCCGCCAGCAAUGAGACCCCCAAGAAGAAGAAGAAAAAAUUCUCCUUCAAGAAGUCAUUCAAGCUCAGUGGCUUUUCCUUUAAGAAGACCAAAAAGGAGACAGGAGAAGGGGCUGAGAAUGAGGCGGCGCCCGCCGCUGCGGUAGCAUCCACUGAGGAGGCCGAGGCUGAGGGAACAGAGGAAGUAGCAGCUGCUAGUGAGGAGGCCAAGCCUGCUGAGGGGGAGGCCAAGCCUGCUGCAGAGCAGACUGAGGAGGUAGAGGCAAAGCCAGAGACGGCAGCAGCACCAGAAGAGAAGCCUGCUGAGGAGGCCAAGGAGGCCGUGCUUGCAGAGGAGCCAAAGGCAGAAGAGAAGCCGGCUGAGCCUGCGGCCCAGGAGGUGCCUAAAACAGAGGAGUCCACCCCAGCCCCACCAGGGGGGCUGCGAGCUGCAGCUGCCGAGGCCACUGAAUAA
Molecule: messenger RNA, 1110 nt
Organism: Monopterus albus (swamp eel)
Lineage: Eukaryota; Metazoa; Chordata; Actinopteri; Synbranchiformes; Synbranchidae
Gene: marcksa
Product: myristoylated alanine-rich protein kinase C substrate a
Exons: 2
Coding region: 325-1110 (261 amino acids)
Biological process (GO): actin filament organization; central nervous system development
Cellular component (GO): cytoplasm; actin filament bundle; plasma membrane
Molecular function (GO): calmodulin binding; actin filament binding
Source: RefSeq, a predicted model, not a curated record